UCGCGCACGCUCUUCUCGUCGCAGCCCACGAGGGAGGCUCAAGUGCAAGGCAAUCGCGUAAGUGACAAAAGCGAUCGUUACCAUGGCAAACGCCCAGCCCGAUGAGACCGACUUGAAGGUCGCUCUUAAGUUGGCUGCGGUCGUCCGAGACGUCAAUGCCGUGGAGCGCGUAUUAGACACAGAGAUCAGCCCUUCCGCGAAAGUUAUCGUUGCUCGCGUUAUAAUUGGCAAGCUCGGCAUUGCUACGGCGGAUCGACACCUCCGCCGCCUGUUAUCACGACCACAAUUCAAAGUGAUAGUGGCAGUAGCUCUCGAGCUUCUGUACUCCGGUGAAGGCGAUUUAGAGCUCAUAGAGUCCAUGCUGGGUAUCUCGAUGACUCACCAGAUGAGGGGCGUAACGGACUCUGUGUCCCUUCAGCAGCUCAAGCCGUCGCUUGCGCAUCCUCGUCUGAUGGGGUUGAUCAACAUUUCCUUCCCUGCGUUGAGGCAAGACUCAACACCGAAUGGGCCUGGAAGCGCAUCGAGCGCAAACACCUCGCCACCAGGAGUUGCAGGGAUAACGACCUCAUACUUGACCAGUCAUGCGCCAGCCAGGAUUGAUGUGAACCCGUUUGCUCCUGCUGCAAACAUGCAGAGCCUGGCUCAAGGUCGUCCGGUCAGACAGCGAGAGCGAGCACUGUCACUAGUGUCAUUGUCAAGAGACGAAGACUACGGUGGCGGCGGCGGCUGCAACACCACACACCCUUAUGCGGCUGCACACGAGCCAUCUGUCGGCUCUCCAAGAACCUCGGCACUGAUGGCAGCAACGACAAACACCUCGCCAUCACCCUACGCAAUGAUGACGGAUCCGCAUUUGACCAAUCACUCACCAUCCAGGCUUGACUUGAACCAGAUUCCUCCGGUUGCGAAUAUGUUUCCUGCUGCAGGCUUAUCGAGCCCAUUCACGACUCUGCCGGUCGAUCCGCGAAAGCGUACCCGCUCAGGGGAGGACAUGAAUGAUGAUAACCGCCGUGACAUCAAGCGAGUAGCUGGACCAGUAGUGCUCGCUCGAGGCAAGGUAGACGCCUAUUGGACUUUCGCAGACAUGAUACAACACAUCAUUCUACUUACGCGUGGGCCUCCCUCCGCCUGGCAGCAAAAUAGCAUCAGAGUACCCAAAGAGGCCGGCCUUUUCCCCCGUACUUAUGUCACUCCAUACAAUUCUAACCACCCAGACAAACAAGGCAAGACCGAGCCAUCGCUCUACGGCGCACAACAGCACCAGGACCUAGGUUUGUGCUUUGGCACUUGGUGCCGCGAGGGACAGUGCCUUGUUGGCGAGCACUGCCCUUGGCGUCAUUACCUCGAUAAAUACACCAUUGGGUUUAUUUGGCGGAGCGGCGCAGGGCACGAAGGCCACCAUUUUCUCAAGAAAGCUUUGAAGCACUUACAAGCUGGCCCUUGCCGGCCUGUUCACACCCACGUUCCAAUCCCCAAUCUCAAGGUUUAGUACCAAUAGUCAGACCUUUCGAUACGCAGUGUUACCUCAGGAUGGGUAAUGGAAAGCUCGCACUUCGAUCUCGGGUAGACACAGUGCUCAAGAUGUUGUUGCGACGCUGUGAUUUUGCGCCUAAAUUGUUCAACUAUUUUGGUGUUCUACUGGAGAACUUACACUCGCUAAAACAAAGGGUUAUUCACUUAGCAAGGAAUAAAGCGUGUUUAUUGUAUUCCGCCAUUUUUCUCUCGUCCCAUUGAACAGCUACAAGACGCCUCAAACGGGAAGGGAUUAUACAAGGACCUGUCUUACAAUACAAGUUGAACAAGGUGCAGGUCUCAGGCUUCAUCAC
This is a messenger RNA of Paraphaeosphaeria sporulosa, 1826 nucleotides long. RefSeq lists its product as uncharacterized. The record is from RefSeq and is a predicted model, not a curated record. Lineage: Eukaryota; Fungi; Ascomycota; Dothideomycetes; Pleosporales; Didymosphaeriaceae. The coding region runs from base 83 to 1489 and encodes 468 amino acids. The transcript has 2 exons.